Cuscuta epithymum is the source of this 1708-nucleotide messenger RNA. The record is from the annotation of a GenBank genome assembly. NCBI's taxonomy places the organism in Eukaryota, Viridiplantae, Streptophyta, Magnoliopsida, Solanales, Convolvulaceae.
CGACAGGAAUCAAGGACUCUGGUUCGAGCCUUCUGCGGUUCAGCCCUCAGCAAUGGCGCUCGACCCGGCAGCAUUCGAAACCAUAGUCCCUUCCCGCUACAUCACAUUCACGCUCCCAAAUCCCCACCAUAACCACUUCACCGCCUCUCUCCUUCGCAUAGCGGUCAUCGAUUCGCCGAUUGCUACCUCACCAACAACAAUCGCCGCCAUGUUGGUCCCUCUCCGCCGCGAAUCAGACUGGGCCUUCUCCACCGAGUCCGGCAGCCUCCAACUCAUCCUCUCAUUCCCCCAAAUCUCCCGCCUUGUUCUAAUCGGAAACUGCCCCGAUCCCGCACAAACCACUUCAUAUAAGCCCCCAUUGCACACAGAUUCAUCUUCCGAGACAUCGGUGAUAGAAGAUAUGUUGAUGCCUCUUCUGUUCGCGUUGUGUCCCAAAGAAUCAUUUCAUCAAACAGAUAGCCGGCCUCCGGAAAUCCCAUUCCUGACCUACGAAGAUGAGGUGGUCCGUAGCCACGUGUUAGAGACUUGUAUUGGAGAUCAUGUUGGUGAAAUGGUGGUGGAGGAUGUAGAGCUGGAAGCGGUAGAUGGUGAUAGGGAGUUUCGAAGGAGGCUUCGGUUUAAGAGAAUGCCUCAUUUAAUCCAAACUCAGAUAAGAAUUCACCCUGAUUCGCCCAAUUUUGAUGAGUUAGAAACAGUGAAUUUCAUAGUUGAUAAUGGGGUUUUAGUUCAUCCUUAUUUGACCCCAAUGGUGGCUGGGCUAUCUGUAAUUGCUUCUUAUCUGGACGAGCGAAUACAAAGGGGAUAUAGGCCCAAAGCAUUGUGUUUGGGGGUUGGAGGAGGAGCAUUACUUAGUUUCUUGAAUUCCCAGUUGAACUUUGAAGUUUUAGGUGUUGAGGAGGAUGAGUCUGUCUUGAGAAUUGCAAGAAAAUAUUUUGGUCUGAAAGACAGUGAAUCAAUUCGUUUAUGUAUAGGAGAUGGAAUGGAUAUGAUCAGAAAACUAGACACUGAUGCCAGAAAAGAUAGUAUUCUGGACAAUAUAGAUGGCAAAUUUGAUGCCAUUAUGGUUGAUCUUGACUCAAGCUGCGCUGGAAUGGAAACAAGUGCACCCCCACCUGAGUUUAUUCAGAAACCUAUCCUUCUGGCAGCUAAGAGACUUCUAAGUGAGCAUGGAGUUAUCAUCAUCAAUGUCAUCUCUUUGAGCAAGGGAUUCCAUGAAACACUAAUAAACGAGUUUCAAGGUGUUUUUGAGGAGUUGUACGAAGUCGAUGUCGUGGAUAAUGAUAAUGUUGUUGUGAUUGCUACCCAAUUGAAGACCAGAAGAGUUUCUGGUGAUUCUGAUAACUCUUUCAUGUGUAAGUUGGAAUCUGCAAUCGGAGGGGCUUACAUGGAUUCUAUUGGGGCACUCUCAUGUGCUGCUGCUGGUGGCCAAGUCUCAGGAGAAAGUGCAAACUAUGUAGUGUCAUAAAAUUUUUGUUCCUAUUUCUUCAAGUACAGAUAGUAAAAUUGAAGUUUACUCAAUAACUUUGGAACUUGUACUUCUGUGGUAAGUGGUAACUCACAUUAACAGUGGCUGUAUUCUUGUAGGAGAGUUCUCUCUCAGAAAUGUGUAAAACAAUAGAGGCAGAUUUCCCUAAAUGUCUAACUGUAUAUGUUUCAAAGAAUUGAAGGAUUAUGUGCGUGUAAAUAAGAGGAUCUUUCUUACUCCCAA